AUGCCUGGAAAAGUUAAAGUACGUAUAUUAAGUGCAAGGGACUUGCCUGUUAUGGACAGAGCCAGUGAGUUGACAGAUGCAUUUGUAGAGGUCAAGUUUGGAACUGAAAUCUACAAGACGGAAGUUUGCAAAAAGUCCUUGAAUCCACAGUGGAACUCUGAAUGGUUCAAGUUUGAGGUUGAUGAUGAAGAACUGCAGGAUGAGCCACUGGAUCUAAGAGUGUUGGAUUAUGACACCUACAGUGCCCAUGACACCAUUGGUAAAGUCUACAUAGACUUGAAUCCACUCCUGUCACGUGAGAACUCAAACAUUAUCAGCGGCUGGUUCCCAAUUUAUGACACCAUGCAAGGACUGAGGGGAGAGUUGAACAUUCAAGUGCGUGUGGAGCUGUUCAGUGACUUCAACAAGUUCAGGCAGUCAUCCUGCGGCAUCCAGUUCUUCUGCACUUGUGCGGUUCCAUCUGGCUGGCGUGUGCAGAACAUCCUGGGCUUCAUUGAGGAGCUGGUGGUGAAUGAUGAUCCCGAGUAUCAUUGGAUUGAAAAGAUCAGAACCCCGAGAGCUUCUAAUGAAACUGUAUAUUAUCAAUGUAAACAAUGCGUAUCUGUUUUCCAGGAGUACCCAUUUUUCACAUUGCGCAGUUUCCCCGUGGGUUUCAUUUGCAGCUUUGGAGGUGUGGUCUCUGCACGCUCUGUGAAGCUACUGGAUAAAAUCCACAAUCCUGAAGAGCCAGAGACCCGAGAUGCUUGGUGGAGCGAGGUCAGGACUGAGGUCAAGUCCCAUGCAGCUAAACUGGGCUGUCAUGCUGUUCUUGGCUACAUGGAACAGACCACCAUCUGUGAUGAAGUGAUUGUGCUGUCUGCUGUAGGCACAGCAGCGAAGAUCAACUUGAACUUUGACUGCACCCAACUGCCAGCUGUCGCUUCUGCCGCAGGUUUGCAGGCUUCUGCUACACCCACUUCAGCUACCGCUGUGUCUGAUAAGGACGCACAUGGGGGAACAGAGAAGGAGAGAGACAAAGAUAAAUAUCUGUUCGUAGAUACAGGCUUGGCCAAUCAAGGACAGUUGAAAAGUACUAUGUCUGUAGAAGGAAAAGAUGACAGCCAAUCUAGAUGCUCACUCUGUCAUAUUCCCUACAAUCCUUCCAGCAUGCCAUUUGAGAUUCAGUUGUCCAAAUGUGCCAUUUGCAAAAAAAAGAAUGUUCCAGAAGUAUUAUUUGCAACAGUGGAUCCCCCUGAAAACAUGCUGGUAUGCAGCAAGGGCUGCUUGAUACAGGCUAGAAUCUGCAGAGCCAAGAACAAGAACAAGAGUUCGGAGCAGUCAGCUAGGGAGAUCAGUGAUAGUCUACCAUUUAUAGAGUACGAAAUUCACAACCAGCUCAUCAACAAACUAAAGAUUAGAGGAUUAAAUUGCCUGUUUGGCCUGAGGAUCCAGAUAUGUCUUGGAGAAAACAUGCUCAUUGCAGUUGCAACGGCCACAGGAGCUUAUCUGGGUCCAUUACCAGCACCACCACAGCCGAAAAUUACCACUGAAGUGGCAACAGCUCAAGAGAGCAGAGAUCUCAUCACCUUGCAGAAGAAGAUUACCCUAGCUGUGCAGGUCUACAGGGAGAGGCUGGGCAGUGAGUUUUGCGAACCUCAACCAGAAAAUAACUCUCAGAGUACACAAGCUGAUGAGGAAACAGAUGAGGAAGAGGAGGAUGGCAGCAUUUUCUUGGAGGCAACAAAAGACAAAAACACUUUUGUCCUAGUUAUUGAUGAUCUGAAGGAUGAUGCGGUAUCUCUGAUACUGCAGGAUGUCCUCCCACCAGAAGGCUAUGAGAUCUGUAACACACAGACCCCAACUGGGAUAGCACCAGACAGGAUCACAGCUAAUUUACAGAUGUUCACUCAGAUGGUCAGGGUGAGGUACCAGCCAACAUCCACUUCAAAUCUGGAUUUCUCUGAUGUCUUCAACACAAUUCUCAGGCGGCUGUUUUUCAAGCUGCGUCACUUGCGACCUUGCUGUCUGACAGACAUGUGUUUCAACGUAGACUUGCCAGACGAGGAUGAGAUUGUU
Molecule: messenger RNA, 2055 nt
Organism: Candidula unifasciata
Lineage: Eukaryota; Metazoa; Mollusca; Gastropoda; Stylommatophora; Geomitridae
Source: the annotation of a GenBank genome assembly